Morchella importuna is the source of this 6207-nucleotide messenger RNA. RefSeq lists its product as uncharacterized. NCBI's taxonomy places the organism in Eukaryota, Fungi, Ascomycota, Pezizomycetes, Pezizales, Morchellaceae. The transcript is spliced from 5 exons. The coding region runs from base 1 to 6207 and encodes 2068 amino acids. The record is from RefSeq and is a predicted model, not a curated record.
AUGUACCUAUCCUAUGCAGAAGAAGGGAAAAACGCAAACCCGCAACAUUCGAUUUGCUGCGUGGGGAGAAAGAGUGUGAGAACUGAGUUUCCAAGCAUCGUCAGACCGCCCAACCCUGCAUACUUUGUGCCCCCUGUCAACGCACGAGGUCAGGUAGAGAGAACACAGUCGGACCAACCCCACCACUCCGCUUGUUCCUCCAAUCCCCUCUUCAAGAGUCUCUUCUCUUCCCCCUCCUAUUCGAAUUUCCUGCCUGCAGCAUUGCUUCUCUUUCAACUGGUCAUAUUCCCAUUGGUUUUUCAGUUUCCUCCUUUUCAAAGGCUGCAUACGGUGGCAUCAAGUGCUGCUUUGCUUCUCCUGGAAGUCAUCAAGAAAGGCAGUAAACAGAACGAAACGAAACGACGAAUCCGCUGUCACAGGGCAGGUGGGACCAGGCGGGAAAAAAAAAGAACAAAAUCACACCAAUUCAUCUCGGCAUCUCCUCCAUCAUCUUUCCCUCUUCAUCCAGAAUCUGUACCUCAAAAUCUCCAAAAUCUCCAAAAUCUCUCCAACCUCUUCUACAUAAUCAUGUCUUCUACCGUUGAACCCACGGAUUCCACCGAGAAGCCUAUCCUCGAACCAAUCUCUACAUCUACCGAUUUCUAUUCAACAGAGGUUACAGAAAACCAAUCAAAAUCACAUAAUGCCAAGAAUAUUGGCACAACUACGCCGGAGGUUGAGGGAGAGGAGCAACAGAUGAUCGCGGCCGUAGAUGACUAUCCUACAACACCCGUAUCAGCAACAGAUCCUAAAUCCGAUUCCGUAUUACGGUUGACAGAAACCCCAGAGACAAAGACAGAAGAGGCGCCACUACCCCCAUCUUCAUCAGUAGAACCGUCGCCCUCUAUAAGCUUGAAGGAAGCUCAAGAGAAGGCUCUUCCGGAAGAAACUGCCUUGGAAAAGGUAGAGGUAGAAGAGGGUCAGAAGUCACAGCAAGAGACAACAGGGUCAUCCCUCGAAGUUGGAGAUGAAACUUCUAGCAAUAAAGAGCACAAUGAAGGAGACCCGGAAACCUCAGAAACCCGGACGCCAUUAGAAACAACAGAUCGACCACAAACUGAGGAACCUCCAAACACAGAGGUGCAGGGGGAACCACUUUCAGUUGAUGCUAAAUCUGAGAGUCUCGACGUCGAUACACGGGAACAUAGCGAGAAGGAUAUUCCGGAAGUGGUUGUGGAGCUGACCGCUGAAAAUCAACCAAGCCAUGGUGACGACCUUGGGCCAGAUUCUACACCUGGACAGAAGGAAGCAUUCGAGAAGCGCAAAGCUGAUGCCGAAGCUGAUGUUCCUCUUGUCGUCGAAGAACCCUCAGAUGCUAAAGUUAUUCCAAACGAAGAUAACGCCGUCGAGUCGACAGAAGCAGAGAAGAAGGGCGAUCUUCCCACCACAGAAGAAGAGGAUGAACGAGAAAGGCAGGCGGAGGCCGAAAAAGUUGCUGCUGCUGAGUUAGCCAGUAUCAAGGCUAAAGAGCAGGCCGAAGCCGAACGCCUGCGGCUCGUCGAGGAAGAAAAUGAGCGCGAAAGACUUGCGGCGAUCGAAGCCGCCCGGGUUAAGGCGAAAGAGGAGGAGGAGGCAGCUCGAAUUAAGGCCGCAGAAGAGGAAGCCGCUCGCGUGAAAGCUGAACAGGAGGCUGAAGCUGCCAGGGUGAAGGCCGAGGAAGAAGAAGCCGCCCGCGUCAAGGCCGAAGAAGAGGAAGCAGCCCGCAUCAAAGCAGAACAGGAGGCCGAAGCCGCCCGCAUCAAAGCUGAGGAGGAGGCCGAAGCCGCCCGAAUCAAGGCGGAAGAGGAGGAGGCAGCCCGCAUCAAGGCAGAACAGGAGGCCGAAGCUGCUCGAAUCAAAGCCGAGGAGGAAGAGGCAGCCCGUCUGAAAGCAGAGCAGGAGGAAGCCGCCCGCAUCAAGGCGGAAGAGGAGGAGGCAGCCCACAUCAAGGCAGAACAGGAGGCCGAAGCUGCUCGAAUCAAAGCCGAGGAGGAAGAGGCAGCCCGAAUCAAGGCUGAAGAAGAGGAAGCAGCACGCAUCAAAGCAGAACAGGAGGCCGCCCGUAUCAAGGCGGAGGAAGAGGAAGCAGCCCGAAUCAAGGCGGAAGAAGAGGAGGCAGCUCGCAUCAAAGCAGAACAGGAGGCCGAAGCCGCCCGCAUCAAAGCCGAGGAGGAAGAGGCAGCCCGUCUGAAAGCAGAGCAGGAGGAAGCCGCCCGCAUCAAGGCCGAAGAAGAGGAAGCAGCACGCAUCAAAGCAGAACAGGAGGCCGAAGCCGCCCGCAUCAAAGCCGAGGAGGAAGAGGCAGCCCGUCUGAAAGCAGAGCAGGAGGAAGCCGCCCGCAUCAAGGCCGAAGAAGAGGAAGCAGCACGCAUCAAAGCAGAACAGGAGGCCGAAGCCGCCCGCAUCAAAGCCGAGGAGGAAGAGGCAGCCCGUCUGAAAGCAGAGCAGGAGGAAGCCGCCCGCAUCAAGGCCGAAGAGGAGGAGGCAGCCCGCAUCAAGGCAGAACAGGAGGCCGAAGCUGCUCGAAUCAAAGCCGAGGAGGAAGAGGCAGCCCGAAUCAAGGCUGAAGAAGAGGAAGCAGCACGCAUCAAAGCAGAACAGGAGGCCGCCCGUAUCAAGGCGGAGGAAGAGGAAGCAGCCCGAAUCAAGGCGGAAGAAGAGGAGGCAGCUCGCAUCAAAGCAGAACAGGAGGCCGAAGCCGCCCGCAUCAAAGCUGAGGAGGAGGCCGAAGCCGCCCGCAUCAAAGCCGAGGAGGAAGAGGCAGCCCGUCUGAAAGCAGAGCAGGAGGAAGCCGCCCGCAUCAAAGCCGAGGAGGAAGAGGCAGCCCGUCUGAAAGCAGAGCAGGAGGAAGCCGCCCGCAUCAAAGCCGAGGAGGAAGAGGCAGCCCAUCUGAAAGCAGAGCAGGAGGAAGCCGCCCGCAUCAAGGCCGAAGAGGAGGAGGCAGCCCGCAUCAAGGCAGAACAGGAGGAAGCCGCCCGCAUCAAGGCCGAAGAGGAGGAGGCAGCCCGCAUCAAGGCAGAACAGGAGGCCGAAGCUGCUCGAAUCAAAGCCGAGGAGGAAGAGGCAGCCCGAAUCAAGGCCGAAGAGGAGGAGACAGCCCGUAUUAAGGCCGAAGAGGAAGAGGCAGCCAGAAUCAAAGCCGAAGAGGAAGAAGCAGCACGCAUCAAAGCAGAACAGGAGGCCGAAGCCGCUCGAAUUAAGGCCGAGGAGGAGGAGGAAGCCGCCCGCAUCAAGGCUGAGGAAGAAGCUGCCCGUAUUAAAGCCGAGGAGGAAGCAGCCCGCAUUAAGGCCGAAGAGGAGGCAGCCCGAAUCAAGGCUGAGGAAGAAGCUGCUCGUCUCAAAGCAGAACAGGAGGCCGAAGCUGCUCGAAUCAAAGCCGAGGAGGAAGAGGCAGCCCGAAUCAAGGCCGAAGAGGAGGAGACAGCCCGUAUUAAGGCCGAAGAGGAAGAGGCAGCCAGAAUCAAAGCCGAAGAGGAGGAAGCAGCACGCAUCAAAGCAGAACAGGAGGCCGAAGCCGCUCGAAUUAAGGCCGAGGAGGAGGAGGAAGCCGCCCGCAUCAAGGCUGAGGAAGAAGCUGCCCGUAUUAAAGCCGAGGAGGAAGCAGCCCGCAUUAAGGCCGAAGAGGAGGCAGCCCGAAUCAAGGCCGAGGAAGAAGAGGCAGCCCGAAUCAAGGCCGAGGAGGAAGCUGCUCGUCUGAAAGCAGAACAGGAAGCCGAAGCCGCCCGUAUUAAGGCCGAGGAGGAGGAAGCCGCCCGCAUCAAAGCUGAACAGGAAGCCGAAGCAGCUCGUCUAAAAGCAGAAGAGGAGGCUGAAGCAGCCCGCAUCAAGGCUGAGGAAGAAGCUGCCCGUAUUAAAGCCGAGGAGGAAGCAGCCCGCAUUAAGGCCGAAGAGGAAGCCGAAGCAGCUCGCAUCAGGGCUGAGGAAGAGGAGGCAGCCAGAAUUAAAGCCGAAGAGGAAGCCGCGCGAAUUAAAGCAGAAGAAGAAGCCGAAGAGGCUCGUCGCAAAGCAGAAGAAGAGUCAGCUAGAAUCAAGGCCGAAGAAGAGGAAGCUGCGCGCAUCAAGGCAGAGGAGGAAGCUGCCCGCCUUAAAGCAGAACAGGAAGCCGAAGCUGCUCGAAUCAAAGCCGAGGAAGAGGAGGCAGCCCGCAUCAAGGCCGAAGAGGAGGAGACAGCCCGUAUUAAGGCCGAAGAGGAAGAGGCAGCCAGAAUCAAAGCCGAAGAGGAGGAACGUGAGAGGCUUGCUGCCGCCGAAGCUGCUAGGAUCAAAGCUGAAGAGGAGGAAGCCGCACGCAUCAAGGCUGAGCAGGAAGCCGAAGCCGCUCGUGUCAAAGCAGAAGCCGAAGCAGCAGCUGAAGCCGAGCGCCUGCGGCUUAUCGAAGAGGAGCAGGAGCGAGAGAGGCUUGCUGCUAUUGAAGCUGCUAGGAUCAAAGCUGAAGAAGAGGAAGCUGCCCGUAUCAAGGCCAAAGAAGAAGCCGAAGCAGCCCGCCUCAAAGCAGAGGAAGAAGCAGCCAAAAUCAAGGCCGAACAAGAAGCUGAAGAAGCACGCCUAAAGGCUGAGGGGGAAGAGCGCGAGAGGCUUGCUGCCGCAGAAGCAGCCCAUAUCAAGGCUGAAGAAGAAGCCGAAGCCGAACGUCUAAGACUUAUUGCGGAAGAGGAAGAACGCCAGAGACUUGCCGCCAUCGAAGCUGCUAGGAUUAAAGCCGAAGAAGAAGUUGCCCGAAUUAAGGCUGAAGAAGAGGCAGAGGCAGCCAGGAUCAAAGCUGAGGAGGAAGCCGAAGCCGCUCGUGUUAAAGCAGAAGCCGAAGCAGCAGCUGAAGCCGAACGCUUGCAGCUUAUCGAAGAGGAGAAGGAGCGUGAGAGACUUGCCACUAUCGAAGCUGCUAGAAUCAAGGCGGAGGAAGAGGAGGCUGCUCGCGUUAAAGCAGAACAGGAAGCUGAAGCCGCCCGUCUCAAGGCAGAGGAGGAGGCCGAAGCCGAACGCUUAAGGCUCGUCGCAGAAGAGCAGGAGCACGAGAGACUUGCUGUCAUCGAAGCUGCGAGAGUUAAAGCUGAAGAGGAAGAAGCCGCCCGUGUUAAGGCCGAAGAAGAGGCAGAGGCUGCCAGGAUCAAAGCUGAGGAGGAAGCUGAAGCUGCUCGCAUCAAAGCAGAAGCCGAAGCCGAAGCCGAACGCCUACGACUUAUCGAAGAGGAACAGGAGCGUGAGAGAAUCGCUGCUAUAGAGGCGACCCGCAUUCAGGCCGAGGAAGAGGAGACUGAACGCCUUCGACUGAUCCAAGAGAAAGAGGAACAGGAACGACAGGCAGAAGCCGAAAGGUUCGCCGCUGCUGAGGCUUCACUAAUUCAGAUGGAGGAGUUAGAACAGGCUGGGCGUACCAAGGCUGUUAUUGAACAAAACGUUACUGAGGAGGCUUCUAAUAUUGAGCAACACAAGGAAACGAUCACUCGAAAUGAUCAAGGUAAAAAUAUUGAGGCGGAAGUGGUCGAGCCAGGUAUAUUUGUCGAUAAAUCGAGUGGAGAAACUAUUAUCCCCGAGGAUUCUGAUUCGAACGCUGGUCUCAUUGCUGCUUCUGUGCUUGCGGGCGGUGCUGCUCUUGGUGGCGGUGCUGCAAUCAUUGCUCUUGCUUCCAAAGACAGGCCAUCUUCAGGGGCCGAUACCAAAGCACCUAUUGAUGGUGGUAAGCAAGGAGCGUUGGCUCAAGAUGAUGAGGUGAUCAUCGAACCGGCCCCUCAGGCUGGUUCAGGGCCAGUUCAUGGAAUUAUCAUUCCAGAAUCGAGCGUCAAGCAAGCUGUGAAGGAUGCGGAUACCCCAGUGGCUCCAGCGAUUGUCAUUUCAUCUCCUCCAACUUCACCCACUGUAGAAACGCAUCAAGAUGCAGAUGAUCGUACUGUAGAGCUUAUUAAGCCUACCCCCGGCGUUUCAAUUGACACGCCGACGGCCAGCACAAGUGAGCGAGAAGCAGAAAACACCCCCGAAGGUGUUAGGCAAAGGCUUGCCGAAUCCAACGCACGUAGCCGGCCCGGCAGCAGUGGCAAUGACACACUCUCAACUAAGCAUCAGCGGAAUGUUAUGCAAGCGUUCUGGAAUAUGAUGCUUUUCGGGUGGCUUGGUAGCCUUGGUGGUUUAUUCGGGUUUGGAAGACAGAAGAAACAAAAGCCUAGCAAGGCGGCGACUAAGGCGACGACUUCUUAA